AUGCAGGGAGCGGACUCCGAACAGCCCUUCAAGCGGCCCCGAUGCGAUGGCACCCCAAGAACGCCGCCAAACAUCCGUUCUGCGGCGGCGGAGACGUCCCCGAGCCCCGAACUCCGCCCAAAUCACCAGACCUGGGGCCCGGAGCAGGUGUGCUGCUUCCUAAAGCGCAGUGGCUUCAGUGAUCCCCGACUGCUGGACCGUUUCCGAGAAAAUGAAAUCACAGGUUUAACACUGCUCCAUCUUAAUGAGUCUGAUCUUGAAAGUCUUGGAAUAAGUACCUUGGGGGACAGAAAGAAGCUGCAUAAUUAUAUCCAACAACUGAGUGAAAUUCACGUUGAUUCAAUGAAGGUAAUUAAUGAUCCUGUCCAUGGCCACAUUGAACUCCACCCUCUCCUCAUCCGAAUCAUCGACACACCUCAAUUUCAGCGGCUUCGAUAUAUCAAACAGUUGGGAGGCAGUUACUACAUUUUUCCAGGCGCUUCGCACAAUCGAUUUGAGCACAGUCUGGGUGUAGGGUAUCUAGCAGGAUGUCUGGUUCGUGCACUACGUGAGAAACAACCAGAGCUGCAGAUAAGUGCACGAGAUGUGCUCUGUGUUCAGAUUGCUGGCCUUUGUCAUGAUCUCGGUCAUGGGCCAUUUUCUCAUAUGUUUGAUGGAAGAUUUAUUCCACUUGCUCGCCCAAAUGUGGAAUGGACGCAUGAACAGGGCUCAGUGAUGAUGUUUGAGCACCUAGUUAACUCUAAUGGACUCAAAGAAGUCAUGGAAUACUAUGGUCUCAUCCCUGAAGAAGACAUUUGCUUUAUCAAGGAACAAAUUACAGGACCACUUGAAUCACCAAUCAAAGAUUCUUCGUGGCCAUAUAAAGGGCGUCCUAAAGAGAAAAGCUUCCUUUAUGAGAUAGUGGCCAAUAAAAGAAAUGGCAUCGAUGUGGACAAAUGGGAUUAUUUUGCCAGGGACUGCCAUCAUCUUGGAAUCCAAAAUAAUUUUGAUUACCAGCGCUUUAUUAAAUUUGCCCGUGUCUGUGAAGUAGAUAAUAGGAAGCGUAUUUGUACUAGAGAUAAGGAGGUUGGGAAUCUGUAUGACAUGUUCCAUACUCGCAACUCUUUGCACCGCAGAGCUUAUCAACACAAAGUUGGCAACAUCAUUGAUACGAUGAUUACAGAUGCUUUCCUCAAAGCAGACCCCUACAUAGAGAUUACAGGUGCUGAAGGAAAAAAGUAUCACAUUUCUACAGCGAUUGAUGACAUGGAAGCCUUCACUAAGCUAACAGAUAACAUUUUUCUGGAGAUUUUAUAUUCUUCUGAUCCAAAACUGGAUGCAGCACGAGAGAUUUUAAGAAAAAUCGAAUACCGUAAUCUAUACAAGUAUGUGGGUGAGACUAAGCCAAAGGGAAAAACAAAAAUUGAAAGGGAAGACUAUAAAUGCCUUCCAGAGGAGAUUGCCAAUGCUAAACCUAGUGACGUAGUGCUGGAAGCUGAACUGAAGGCUGAAGAUUUAAUAGUGGAUGUUAUCAACAUGGAUUAUGGAAUGGAAGACAAGAAUCCUAUUGACCAUGUUCGCUUCUAUUGUAAGAGUGACCUCAGCAAAGCAGUCAUGAUAACUAAAGAUCAGGUUUCAGAGCUUUUGCCAGAGAGAUUUGCAGAGCAGCUAAUUCGCGUAUACUGCAAGAAGACCGAUGCAAAGACCUUGUUUGCUGCACAACAACAUUUUGUUCAAUGGUGCUUAAUCAGAGACUUCACCAAGCCUCAGGAUGGUGACGUUGUAGCCCCUCUUAUAACACCUCGAAAAAUGGAGUGGAAUAACGCGAAUUCAGCCCAGAGCCCAGAUCACUUCCAGAAAGUGUCCAGAUCUAGACAGUGGCUUUUUCCGGAUGACUCAGUGUAAAUGUUUGCAACCAGUUGUUUACAUAAAGCCUUCUUCCUUGUCCCCCAGCAAUAUUAACUAAUGUAGGGAAUUUGGUCGUGGAGUUCUACAAGUUUAGUGAUAACUAGUGCUUUUUAUAUUUUGAAUGUACACACAUGC
Messenger RNA from Odobenus rosmarus divergens (Pacific walrus), 2022 nucleotides. RefSeq names its product SAM domain and HD domain 1 (gene SAMHD1). Gene Ontology annotation, molecular function: dGTPase activity; protein binding. Gene Ontology annotation, biological process: regulation of innate immune response; defense response to virus; dGTP catabolic process. The transcript has 16 exons. Bases 1 to 1884 code for a protein of 627 amino acids. Gene Ontology annotation, cellular component: nucleus. The record is from RefSeq and is a predicted model, not a curated record. Lineage: Eukaryota; Metazoa; Chordata; Mammalia; Carnivora; Odobenidae.